CUCUCGGGGCCUGAGGGGCGCGCGAGCCGGGAGAGGGGGGCUCUGCCAGCGUCGGGGCCACGCAGCCACCUGUGAGGCUCCUGCAACUGCGGGCGGCGGCGGCAUCACCGGCCGGAGACAGGAGGAGACGCCCCGCGCACCCCGCCCGCCGGCCCGCCAGGCACACACACACUCGCACCCGCGCACACACGCACAGCCAGCCGGCAAGGGCGGCUGCCGCGAUGCUCGCUAGCAGGUCGGGGAAGUUUCCCGCCGGCCUUGGCCGCGGGCCCCCGCGCUCCCAGGUGUAACGCCCCCGCGCAGCACGGGCGGCUGGGCGUCUCCAGCAUGACCGGCCAGAGCCUGUGGGACGCGACGGAGGCCAACGUCGAAGAUGUAGAGAUCCGCAUCAAUGUGGGCGGCUUCAAAAGAAGGCUGCGCUCGCAUACGCUGCUGCGCUUCCCAGAGACGCGCCUGGGCCGCCUCCUGCUCUGCCAUUCGCGCGAGGCCAUUCUGGAGCUCUGUGAUGACUACGACGACGUCCAGCGUGAGUUCUACUUCGACCGCAACCCCGAGCUUUUCCCCUACGUGUUGCAUUUCUACCACACUGGCAAGCUUCAUGUCAUGGCCGAGCUGUGCGUCUUCUCCUUCAGCCAGGAAAUCGAGUACUGGGGCAUCAACGAGUUCUUUAUCGACUCCUGCUGCAGCUACAGCUACCAUGGCCGCAAAGUGGAGCCUGAGCAGGAGAAGUGGGACGAGCAGAGCGACCAGGAGAGCACCACGUCCUCCUUCGAUGAAAUCCUGGCCUUCUACAACGACGCCUCCAAGUUUGAUGGGCAGCCCCUGGGCAACUUUCGCAGACAGCUGUGGCUGGCGCUGGACAACCCCGGCUACUCGGUCCUGAGCAGGGUCUUCAGCGUUCUGUCCAUCCUGGUGGUGUUGGGGUCCAUCAUCACCAUGUGCCUCAAUAGCCUGCCGGACUUCCAGAUCCCUGACAGCCAGGGCAACCCUGGCGAGGACCCCAGGUUUGAAAUCGUGGAGCACUUUGGCAUUGCAUGGUUCACAUUUGAGCUGGUGGCCAGAUUUGCUGUGGCCCCGGACUUCCUCAAGUUCUUUAAGAAUGCUCUAAACCUUAUCGACCUCAUGUCCAUUGUCCCCUUUUACAUCACUCUGGUGGUGAACCUGGUGGUGGAGAGCACACCUACCUUGGCCAACUUGGGCAGGGUGGCCCAGGUCCUGAGGCUGAUGCGGAUUUUCCGUAUCUUGAAGCUUGCCAGACACUCCACUGGCCUCCGUUCCCUGGGGGCCACCUUGAAAUACAGCUACAAAGAAGUAGGGCUGCUCUUGCUUUACCUCUCUGUGGGGAUUUCCAUCUUCUCUGUGGUGGCCUACACCAUUGAAAAAGAGGAGAAUGAGGGCCUGGCCACCAUCCCCGCCUGCUGGUGGUGGGCCACCGUCAGUAUGACCACUGUGGGAUAUGGGGACGUGGUCCCGGGGACCACAGCAGGGAAGCUGACCGCCUCUGCCUGCAUCUUGGCAGGUAUCCUAGUGGUAGUGCUGCCCAUCACCUUGAUCUUCAAUAAGUUCUCCCACUUUUACAGGCGCCAGAAGCAACUUGAGAGUGCCAUGCGCAGCUGUGACUUUGGGGAUGGAAUGAAGGAGGUCCCUUCAAUCAAUUUAAGGGACUACUAUGCCCAUAAAGUUAAAUCCCUCAUGGCAAGCCUGACGAACAUGAGCAGGAGCUCACCAAGUGAACUAAGUUUGAAUGAUUCCCUACAUUAGUUGAGAGGACUUGACAUCGUCAACUUCACAUUGCUGAGCUGCCUUUUGUGCCUCUGGCACAGUCCAGGCACCUUACAGUUAUGACGUAAGGAGUAUGCUCAAGCCCAAAGGGGAGAGAUGCAUGGGAUAUGCACCCCAGGUUGCUUUUACAGUAUUUAGACGAUGGUGUGUCUGACACCAUGCCUUUGCACCUUUCAAUGAAAUGACACUCACUGGUCUUUGGAUUGUGGGCAUAAAAUGUUCACCUUUCUGCCGGAUGAGUACCACCCAGAAUGCGAAUUUUUCUGUUCAUUGUGUACACUGUUCUAGUGCUCUUGGUCCAGUGCUGUCUGUGAGUUGUUUGUGCUCCUGUU
This is a messenger RNA of Trichechus manatus latirostris (Florida manatee), 2114 nucleotides long. RefSeq names its product potassium voltage-gated channel modifier subfamily S member 2 (gene KCNS2). The record is from RefSeq and is a predicted model, not a curated record. NCBI's taxonomy places the organism in Eukaryota, Metazoa, Chordata, Mammalia, Sirenia, Trichechidae. Gene Ontology annotation, molecular function: protein binding; voltage-gated potassium channel activity. The transcript has 2 exons. Bases 328 to 1761 code for a protein of 477 amino acids. Gene Ontology annotation, cellular component: voltage-gated potassium channel complex; membrane. Gene Ontology annotation, biological process: potassium ion transmembrane transport; protein homooligomerization; regulation of delayed rectifier potassium channel activity.